GAGUUUGCUCCUCUAGGUUGCUGAGUGGGGGACGCGCUCCGCUCAGCUCAGCUCGGGCUCCGGCCUCUCGGACGCUGACACUUUGGUCGGAUCUUUCAAUCUCAGUGCAGGAUCUCUCUUGGUCUUAAAGAGAGUGGACGAUUGAGGAGGAUUUAUUUCAUAACCCAUCGGGAACAAGAAGGAGUCGCCGAGCGCCUGUGGAUUAUAAUUUGAGUUGUUUUUUUCCCUUCUCUUUCUGGAGUCAGGAAACCGUUCGCAGCAAGCUGAACGAUUCCUGCCCUGCGCUGCUUGUUUUCUCUCUCUCCCCCACCCACCCCGGUCUGGAAUUUGGGAUGGUGUGGUGGGCUAUGAUGAUAUAGCAUGAAGUCUGGAGGAUGGGAGCGAAUAAUGGCAAACAGUGCGGCAGUGAGGGCAAAGGCAGCUCAAGCAUCUCAUCCGACGUGAGUUCAAGUACGGAUCACACGCCGACCAAAGCCAGAAGGAAUGCAGCUACCAGUGAAGAUUCAGACUUGAGUAUGCGGACAUUGAGCACACCAAGCCCUGCACUGAUCUGUCCUCAGAAUGUGCAAUCUUUUCAAAAUGGCCAAGGAUCCUCCACUUCAUCCUCUUCAGUCACAGGGGAGACUAUUGCUAUGAUCCACUCCCAGCCGCUGUUCCUUAUACCCCAGUGUGCCAUCAGGCCAGCGUCAAGGCUGCAGAAAGAACAGGCUCCCAUUGACAGGCUACCAGACCAAACCUUGAUCCAGAUGUUUUCACACCUCCCCACCAACCAGCUAUGCCGAUGCGCACGUGUCUGCCGGCGCUGGUACAACCUGUGCUGGGAUCCACGAUUGUGGAGGACUAUUCGUCUGACAGGUGAAACAAUGAAUGUGGACAGAGCUCUGCGGGUACUCACCCGAAGAUUGUGUCAGGAUACACCUAAUGUAUGCCUCAUGUUGGAAACAGUCAUCGUUCAAAGCUGCAGGCGGCUUACAGAUAGGGGCCUCUACACCAUUGCUCAGUGCUGCCCAGAGCUACGGCAGCUAGAAGUGCCAGGCUGUUACAAUAUCUCUAAUGAAGCACUCUAUGAUGUUGUUUCCCGGUGUCCCAACCUGGAGUACCUGGAUGUUUCAGGUUGUUCCAAGAUAACCUGCAUUAGUCUGACAAGGGAAGCUUCCAUCAAACUCUCUCCACUUCACGGAAAACAAAUCUCCAUACGCUACCUGAAUAUGACAGAUUGUUUUGUACUUGAAGACGAGGGUUUGCAUACGAUAGCAGCUCACUGCACCCAGCUGACCCACCUCUACCUACGCAGGUGUAUACGUGUCACAGACGAGGGCCUCCGCUACCUGAUGCUUUAUUGCACAACAAUCAAAGAACUGAGUGUUAGUGACUGCCGUGCAGUGAGUGAUUUUGGGAUGAGAGAGGUGGCAAAAUUGGAAGCACACCUGAAGUAUCUCAGCAUUGCUCACUGUGGCCGGAUCACAGACGUGGGUAUCCGCUAUGUUGCCAAGUAUUGCAGCAAACUGCGUUAUUUGAAUGCACGGGGUUGCGAAGGAAUAACCGAUCAUGGGAUUGAGUACCUUGCCAAAAAUUGCACAAAACUGAAAUCCCUAGAUAUUGGGAAGUGUCCAUUAGUUUCGGAUGCAGGCAUGGAGUUUUUAGCAUUGAACUGUUACAACCUGAAGCGACUUAGUCUUAAGUCGUGCGAGAGCAUCACUGGCCGUGGUUUAAAGAUUGUCGCCGCCAACUGCUUUGAGCUUCAGAUGUUGAACGUACAGGACUGUGACAUCUCUGUUGAGGCAUUGCGGUUUGUCAAACGCCAUUGCAAAAGAUGUAUUAUAGAACACACCAAUCCAGCCUUCUUCUGACAGGAUGUUCAACAGUGAAACAGAACAGACCAUAGAUUGUAAAGACUCAAAUUUUAUUUGCUUCUUUUCUUCUCCUCAAUUCAAAUAUUUAGUUCAUUUCCACAUUGUAAACUAUUACUCUAUUAUGACUGAAAGUCAUGGUAAUGAAAAUAUUUUUCUUUUUUCCUCUAUGACGUGCACAUUUUUGAAUGCCAAAUCUACAGAAACCAGUGUCCAGAGGCAUAAACUAAAUAUAUUCAAACUUUUUAAGUUGCUGGAAGAAUUGAUCAGAUUUCAUAUCAUGCCUUAAAUCGGCCACUGGGAUAUGAAACAGAAAUAUUCAGUACGCCACUUGCCACCUAUUUUUCAAUUUUCUUCAAAUGAAGCACUAACUAUGUUUUACUUGAUAUCCCACCAUAAUAUUAGAUCCUGAUGGGGAUGGAUGCUGUCACUUUCUGUUUGUUUUAACAUGGAAGAUUCUGAAUAAUAUUGCAUUUCCGUGCUUUUAUUUCAUUUUUUAAAUUAAUAAAAGGAAAUGUAAUUAUCCU
Carcharodon carcharias (great white shark) is the source of this 2377-nucleotide messenger RNA. RefSeq names its product F-box and leucine-rich repeat protein 7 (gene fbxl7). NCBI's taxonomy places the organism in Eukaryota, Metazoa, Chordata, Chondrichthyes, Lamniformes, Lamnidae. The record is from RefSeq and is a predicted model, not a curated record. The coding region runs from base 375 to 1850 and encodes 491 amino acids. Gene Ontology annotation, biological process: SCF-dependent proteasomal ubiquitin-dependent protein catabolic process. Gene Ontology annotation, molecular function: protein binding. The transcript has 4 exons. Gene Ontology annotation, cellular component: SCF ubiquitin ligase complex.